Drosophila takahashii is the source of this 2133-nucleotide messenger RNA. Its product is annotated as neprilysin-1-like. Gene Ontology annotation, biological process: proteolysis. Lineage: Eukaryota; Metazoa; Arthropoda; Insecta; Diptera; Drosophilidae. The record is from RefSeq and is a predicted model, not a curated record. Gene Ontology annotation, molecular function: metalloendopeptidase activity. Gene Ontology annotation, cellular component: plasma membrane.
AUGUUUCUAAUCUCGAAACGUUUCCGGCCAUCCUUACUUUCGGGAGUCAUUUACAUCCUAAUUUGCACAUUUUCGUUGGGCUGUGAGGCCAGGAGUAUUGGGGAUGAGUCCCUAGAAUCCCUGCGAUCCUAUGGCGCUUUGAUGAAGUCCUACAUGAACUUGAGCGCCGAUCCGUGUGAUGAUUUCUACGAGUACGCUUGCGGAAACUGGAAGAACGUAAAACCGCCUCGACAAGCCAGUCACAGGCGAAACAAUCUCCUGGAUAUUGUCUACACUCUGACGGAUGUGACGGAGCAGCUGCUGACCAGGACGCAACUGGCAGAGGCACUAAAUGUGUCCGAAGAACUAGUGAUUGCUCAACGCUUCUAUAAUUCCUGCCUCAUGGCCGAGGUAUUUCCGCUUCCAGCCGCCGAUCCCGCUUAUCUCUCGCUUAUCAGGUCCAUUGGUGGUUUCCCCGCCGUCGAUGGGGAUGCUUGGAACGCGUCCAGGUUCAGCUGGUUCAACAUGAGUGCCCAUCUCACCAACUACGGUGCUUAUGGGCUGAUCCUCGAAGAAAUUUCAACGCAGUAUCCAUUCGAUCCAUACUUUAAACUGCCCGAAUUGGGCUUUGACCACAUAAUUCACACAGAUAAUAUAGUUAAUUCAAGUUCACGGGCGUACAAACUAAACGAGAAGCGAAUGCGUGGUUACUUAAAUGCCUUUAAUCUCACAGAGGAUAAAAUCUCCUCUGUGAUCAAUGGAGUCUUUGACUUUUGGCGAGAAGCAGCCGCUCUUGAAGACAAGUUUGAAGGCGAUAGUGACAAGUGCGAGUUGCUUGAAGGGCCUCCAUUUGGGAAAUGGAGGAGCUACUACGAGAUCGCCUGGAAUGGCCUGGACUUCGACAACGGUUCGGACAUUAGCCUGUUCUGCGACUUUUACUACACGGAGUUGGAUAAGCUGUGCUCCAAGCACCAGGAGGCAGUGGCCAACUAUUUGGCCAUGGUGCUCCUUUACCGCAUGGACGCCAAGCUGAAAGAAGGAAAUAAACAAAAGGAUUACUGUCUGACCAAGGUCCAGAUGUCGUUAUCCCACCUCGUUAGCAAGCUCUACAUGGCGGAAUACUUCAGCAAGGACACACAUUCCGAGAUCUCUGCCAUGGUGAAGGAACUGCGAAAGUCCUUGCGUCAGGUCCUCGAGAACGCCGAAUGGUUAGAUACAGAGACGCGACGAGAGGCGUUGCUCAAGGAGGCCAGCAUCACGCCAGUGAUUGGCAGCUACAGGAACGAAGAGAUUUCCAGCCUCCUGAUCGACGAGAUCGGGAAACUAUCCGUUAUUGAGGAUAGCUUCCCCCAGAGCAUGAUCAACCUGCAGAGAUUGGUCACCACUUUAAAACGAUACGGUGGCUUGAAUUUCGAGAAAAUGACCAACGACACGAAGCCGCUCUUACUGCUCCUUGGGAUGCAGGUAAAUGCCUUCUACUACAACUUGGACAACUCGAUCUAUGUGAUGGCUGGAAUACUGCAUCCGCCUGCGUAUCACCGUUCAUGGCCCGACUCCCUGAAGUUUGGCACAAUAGGAUUCCUGAUAGGCCACGAGUUGACCCACGGUUUUGAUACGAUGGGAUCCACUUUCGAUGGCAGAGGUGAGGUGAACAAUUGGUGGUCCACGAAAUCGGAGGCAGAGUUCCAGGAACGAACCAAGUGCUAUGUGGACCAUUUCAGCAACUACUUGAUACCGGAGAUCAAUCGUAAGAUCAAUGGCAACGUUACCAGGGAUGAAAACAUUGCGGAUGCUGGUGGUUUAAGAGAAGCACUCGCCGCCUAUCGGAGCCACAUGAAGAAGCUCCAAAGCAGCCCGAUGGAUAAUGAGACGUUGGAGCCCCAAAGUCAGCAGAUGCCUGGCCUCGAUUUGUCGGCGGAGCAGCUCUUCUUCCUCGGAUUCGCGCAGCUGUGGUGUGCCGACUACGAGGAGGAGCACUUCUGGGAGGAGCUCACCAAGGAGCACACCAUCGAUAAGUACCGGGUGUUGGGUGCCGUCUCAAACAACAAGGACUUUGCCGAGGUCUACAAAUGUCCACUUGGUAGUCCUAUGCAUCCAAAGGCCAAUACCUGUCGUUUGUGGUAAUCUGGAAUAAAGAGAAUAUUAAACAUGAAA